Gallus gallus (chicken) is the source of this 363-nucleotide messenger RNA. Its product is annotated as translation initiation factor IF-2-like. The transcript has 3 exons. Lineage: Eukaryota; Metazoa; Chordata; Aves; Galliformes; Phasianidae. The record is from RefSeq and is a predicted model, not a curated record. The coding region runs from base 1 to 357 and encodes 118 amino acids.
AUGUCGCUCCCCCCGACGCCCGCUCUCCGGCUGGGAGCCCCCACCCCUCGAAGCUCGGGGCCGGGCGCGCAGCCGGAGGUUUCCCCCCUCUCUCCGCGUCUGCCGGGCAGGGAGCGGCGUCUCGUAGAUGCUCCUGCCUCCUCCUCCCCCGGGGCUCCGCGCCUCCGGGCCGCCCUUUCUCCCCUCCGGCCGCGUUCACCCAGCGACGGGGAAAGAGGAGGAGUCCCCCGCUCCUCCCCUGAGACGCGCAGCUCUCUGCCAGCCCGCAGCGAUCCCCGUGGCUCAAUGGUUCUUUAUUCUUCGGGUGCGCUCAUCUUCGGGAGGCUGCAAAGUGGCGCACAGGCAGCACACGAGUGACAUUUC